CCGCGGCGUUCUUCGACGGCGACGCCGACGCCUGCGUCGAUAGGCUGAAACAUUCACGGCCGAAGCGAUCGACUCGGCGCCAAGCUAAACCCCGGCGCAUGCAUCAGUACGCCGUGUACCGUGCCGAGUGAUCUCGCCUGAGCCGCUGCCGCCGCCACCCACCAUUCUACGGUCCUCUGAACGGCCGAAACGGAUCGCAAGACUAUCGCAACAUACAAAAAUCAGGUUCGGGGCUGGUAGCAGUAGGAGGUGAUCUCCGUUUGGAUAUACAAUGGAGAAUUUGAUUGGAGGAAAUCACUGCUUGAAUGUUAUUAACGAAGAUGGAUUUAAUAUGAUUAACGGAAGAUAAUUGAAAGUGGAGAGUUUACCCGACAAUAAUACACAUACAGUGUAUGAGAGAGCGAGUGUGUGAGAGAGCGAGAGUUUUGAAUUGUUGGGACCUGUAGGUGGUCAUGUUUCAUACGAGAGACAUAUCUACUAUGAUCAUCCUAAAUGACUCCAACGAUGACAACAGUCUGGUCUUCUCCUUGGAAUCGCUUACCCAAGCCGGGAUUAUACUCAUCAUGAGUCUUGCGAUCGUCGUCACCAAUGUACUCAUCAUAGCUACGUUCGUGAAUUUCAGAGGUCCAUCCGAGGUAAUCAAUUGCUAUUUGCUGUCUUUGUCAGUAGCGGACCUGCUGUGCGGCUUGUUUAUAGUUCCUUUGUCUGUGUAUCCAGCGUUAGUGCAAAAUUGGGUAUACGGCGAUAUUCUCUGUAGAGUAGUUGGAUACUUAGAGGUGACCUUGUGGGCUGUAACAGUGUACACGUUCAUGUGGAUAAGUGUCGAUCGUUACUUAGCUGCUAGGAAACCUUUAAGAUAUGAAACUAUUCAAACGAAGACGCGAUGUCAGUGCUGGAUGGCUUUCACGUGGAUUUCGGCGGCAAUGAUGUGCUGUCCGCCGUUGCUGGGCUUCCAAAAACCAUUAUUCGACGCAGAAGCUUACAUUUGCAUGCUCGAUUGGGGCAACAUGGCUGCAUAUUCGGCCACCCUAUCUAUAUUGAUCCUAGGCCCCAGUUUGAUUACCAUUAUAUACACCUACACCUACAUUUUUACAAUGAUGAAAAAACUACGCAGCGGCGUCCCCAUCCACGACAAGGAAUAUGCAACGGCCCUCUCCGAGAACCUCUCCAACCCUAGCCACAUUAUGUCUUUCGUCUUGGUAAUUGCUUUUUGGGUUUCGUGGACUCCGUAUAUAGGCGUGAAAAUCUACGAAUACAUAAUGGGCGUCAAACUGACCCAUCCUUUCCUCCACUUUGGCAUCGUCUGGAUCGGAUUCCUCAACUCCUUCUGGAAAUCCAUAAUAAUUGUCACAAUGAGUCCGCAAUUCAGGCUUGCAUUGAGGAUCUUCUGCAUGACAAUCUGCUGUCGCUACAAGGGCCGAAUGCAGGCCGAACUCAUAGGCAUGGAAGCAGAUGACUGACUACCCUUUACCAACGGCGGAUGUCUUCCGUCUUUGCAAUUUCCUAUAACAGGACUCGCCGUCAGAGACUACGAGUACAUCGUGGCCAAAAUAAAAUACUGGUAUCAAGAUACAAGGACACCUUCCAACCAAAGCCAGUGAACGCAAAAAAUGACAAUGCGCAAGCACUAGUGAUAAUAUUUUUUUGAUUUUAUCCGUCGCCAAAGCAAAGUUUAAGUCAUCGUGCUUAGAUUUUAGACUUGUACAGAUUCAUUCGUAAGUUAACUAAAGAUUAAACAGUCAAUUACAUUUUUAGAAUAGUGAACAAAAGAAACAAAAGUUUUUCUUUAAAAUUAGAAGUCGCAA
Molecule: messenger RNA, 1805 nt
Organism: Nicrophorus vespilloides
Lineage: Eukaryota; Metazoa; Arthropoda; Insecta; Coleoptera; Silphidae
Gene: DopEcR
Product: probable G-protein coupled receptor 52
Exons: 3
Coding region: 453-1460 (335 amino acids)
Biological process (GO): G protein-coupled receptor signaling pathway
Cellular component (GO): membrane
Molecular function (GO): peptide binding; G protein-coupled receptor activity
Source: RefSeq, a predicted model, not a curated record